AUGGCUCCGUGGCUGAUCUGGAAAGCGGUGUCGAGCACGGCGAGGCUCUCGACUGCAACACAAAUCCUUAUUUUCCUUCCCCUCACACUUUCAACGCUCUCGACCGAUGCAUUCCUACUGCUGUCCCUUCUCCUUUUCAUACAUUCCUUGAUUCACGGGUCGCUCGCUCUCCUCUGGGGUUCACCUGCUCUGUCAGUGCUGCAAGUGCCUGCACAUUCGUUCCUCCUACUCGUUUGCUUCAAUGCUUUUGCACACACGGUGCAUCCCUGGCUUCUAGGCGCUGCAAGGUGGUGGGGGUGGGCACUUCGGUGGUCAAGUCCUGGAUUCAUCGUUAUGGAGGGCAUAUCUAGCUUGCUGGUGGUACAGAAGCUCGGUCAGGUCGGGAAGGAGCUUGUCGAGGAAGGCGAGAGGUAUCAGUUCGGCUUGCUCGUAGGAGCUGCAGCUGCAUAUGUCACCUCUGCGUGGUGGAUUAUUGUGUCCUACCCUUCUGCUGCUGCCUCGCCGCUGCUGUCGACUCUCCUGGGCGUGGCUAUUACAGCAUUCAUAUUCCUCACCGCUAUCGGCUUUGCCAUGAGACGAACAAACGUAAUUGAAUCGUCCGGUCUGGCUUUGGUCCUUGCAUAUAACUUUUGGCUAUGCGGAUUCGAGCAGUCUCCCUAUUGGAAUCCAGCUGCAGCCUACGCACCGCUUCUGUCCAAUAUUCUACCACACAUGCAGACGUUAUUGAACUUCAUCGCCUACACCCUCCCCAAACCAGUUCUCGUCGCGUUACUGUACCGUCUCAUUGUACUACAUUUUGCGUCCCGCAUUCUGCCUACUAUCGGGGCAGAUGCUUGGGAAGAUGACCCAGAUUCAGACGGAGAGUGGGAUGGCCGACCGACCUCCAAGCUUACCCGGAUCUUACUGACGUAUCGGCAAGCGAUAUUUGUCACUGCAUACUCACAUUUACUCUUGUUGGACCAUCCUGCUCAGGUUUGGUGGCGAUGGAUGAACGUGUUUUUCACGCUGAUCCUAUGGGCCAUCGAGCUCCUUGUGAGCAACGAUGAUGACCCCGUGACCAAAAAGUGGAAGGUUGAAUAG
This is a messenger RNA of Phanerochaete carnosa HHB-10118-sp, 1080 nucleotides long. RefSeq lists its product as uncharacterized. The record is from RefSeq and is a predicted model, not a curated record. Lineage: Eukaryota; Fungi; Basidiomycota; Agaricomycetes; Polyporales; Phanerochaetaceae. Bases 1 to 1080 code for a protein of 359 amino acids. Gene Ontology annotation, cellular component: perinuclear endoplasmic reticulum; endoplasmic reticulum membrane; cortical endoplasmic reticulum. The transcript is spliced from 6 exons. Gene Ontology annotation, biological process: endoplasmic reticulum inheritance; septin ring assembly.